This is a messenger RNA of Gloeophyllum trabeum ATCC 11539, 489 nucleotides long. RefSeq lists its product as uncharacterized. The record is from RefSeq and is a predicted model, not a curated record. The transcript has a single exon. Lineage: Eukaryota; Fungi; Basidiomycota; Agaricomycetes; Gloeophyllales; Gloeophyllaceae. The annotation marks the transcript as partial.
GCCUGGGUCAACGUCCGCAACAACACCGGCAAGCCCAUGGUCGGCAUCUCCCUCGUGCACAAAUACAGCAACGUCUACAAAGAGGACAAACAAUGGGGACGCCUCGAGCACGGCGCGACGACGCCCGAGCCGCUCGGCGUCGACUACAACACGGGCUUCCUCACGACGGGCCGCGACUGGUGGGUUGUCACCUGGUUCCAGGAGGACAUGAAGUACAUCUGGUUCUCCGCGUCGAUCAACAUGCGCGGGUUCUUCGACUUUGCGGACAACCUGCUGCCGGAGGCGAUCGCGGGCGCGACGGGGCCCGGGGCGGUGCUCGCGGGCGCGGGCGCUGCUGCCGCCGCGAAGCUCGUCACGAGCAAUGUGUUCAAUGCGGAGGGCACGGAGGGGUUCAAGCAGCAUAUGCUCGAGGAGGAGGACGAGGGGGAUCUGAUGGAGAUCGUCGUGAACCUUUCGACGGUCGAGUUUAAGAGCAAGAGCGGGACGUCC